Molecule: messenger RNA, 1131 nt
Organism: Danaus chrysippus (African queen)
Lineage: Eukaryota; Metazoa; Arthropoda; Insecta; Lepidoptera; Nymphalidae
Source: the annotation of a GenBank genome assembly
AUGUGCGACGAAGAAGUAGCCGCGUUGGUAGUGGACAAUGGCUCCGGUAUGUGCAAGGCCGGGUUCGCGGGAGACGAUGCCCCUCGGGCCGUGUUCCCGUCGAUCGUGGGCCGCCCUCGUCACCAGGGCGUCAUGGUCGGUAUGGGUCAGAAGGACUCGUACGUCGGCGACGAGGCGCAGAGCAAGAGAGGUAUCCUCACUCUGAAGUACCCCAUCGAGCACGGCAUCGUCACCAACUGGGACGACAUGGAGAAGAUCUGGCACCACACCUUCUACAACGAGCUGCGUGUGGCCCCCGAAGAGCACCCCGUGCUGCUCACGGAGGCUCCCCUCAACCCUAAAGCUAACAGAGAGAAGAUGACCCAGAUCAUGUUCGAGACGUUCAACACUCCCGCCAUGUACGUGGCCAUCCAGGCCGUGCUGUCCCUGUACGCCUCCGGUCGUACCACCGGUAUCGUGCUGGACUCCGGGGACGGUGUGUCCCACACGGUGCCCAUCUACGAGGGAUACGCGCUGCCUCACGCCAUCCUGCGUCUGGACUUGGCGGGCCGCGACCUCACCGACUACCUGAUGAAGAUCCUCACGGAGCGUGGCUACUCCUUCACCACCACGGCCGAGAGAGAAAUCGUUCGCGACAUCAAGGAGAAGCUGUGCUACGUCGCUCUCGACUUCGAGCAGGAAAUGGCCACCGCUGCCUCCAGCAGCUCCCUCGAGAAGUCCUACGAGCUUCCCGACGGACAGGUCAUCACCAUCGGAAACGAACGAUUCCGUUGCCCCGAGGCACUCUUCCAACCCUCAUUCCUGGGUAUGGAAGCCAAUGGCAUCCACGAAACUACUUACAACUCCAUCAUGAAGUGCGAUGUCGACAUCCGUAAGGACUUGUACGCCAACACAGUACUGUCCGGUGGUACCACCAUGUACCCAGGCAUCGCCGACCGUAUGCAGAAGGAGAUCACAGCCCUGGCGCCUUCAACCAUGAAGAUCAAGAUCAUCGCUCCCCCGGAGAGGAAAUACUCCGUAUGGAUCGGAGGCUCCAUCCUCGCAUCUCUGUCGACCUUCCAACAGAUGUGGAUCUCGAAGCAGGAGUACGACGAGUCCGGCCCCUCGAUCGUGCACAGGAAGUGCUUCUAA